This is a messenger RNA of Mitosporidium daphniae, 1149 nucleotides long. RefSeq lists its product as uncharacterized. Lineage: Eukaryota; Fungi; Microsporidia. The coding region runs from base 1 to 1149 and encodes 382 amino acids. The record is from RefSeq and is a predicted model, not a curated record. The transcript has a single exon.
AUGGAUACCUGGGACUUAGUAAAGUUUUUGAUUGUUUCCUUUUUGCCGUGGAUCCUUGGAAAGCUGUUCAAGGCGCUCGCAAAUGCUGCCAAAGCCCAACCACAGUCCGACAAGCAAUUGAUGAUCACCGUGCCAUCACUUUGGGAUCGCAUUCGUAUUUCCAUUCUGAUCGUUGCAGUGAUUAAUUAUUUCUGGAUUUCGCUUGGAGGCGGAUGUCCAAAAAACUUUUUCCAGCAAAUUGGGGCCGACGUGGAUGUCCCUAUAUUCCAGCUGAGAACCCAUUACACCGACUUUGUCACAAGACAAGCGGAGGCCUCAAAAUCGUUCUCAACUGUCUUUGAGACCCUCAAAGACUCUUGUUGCGCCAGUGGAGAUGCGGACGAAUUCGAUCUUUUCAGAGAAAGGCUGUGGAAUAGAAAGAAGCUGCCUUCGGUCCCCUUUUUUUCUUCUCAAGAUGACCCCCUCGUUUCCGAUGAUGGGCUGAAAUAUCAGAGGUUGCAGUGUCUUUUUGAGCGCCUCAAAAGCCCCUCUCGCCGCUCAAAUUACCUUCAGUAUGGGGAGCAUGCCUUCUUAAACUGUGACUGGUGCACCGAUGAAAUGGACUUUUGCCUUUUUGCCAUAUUCAGUGCUGCCAAGGAUUACUGCGUUUUCCUGGUCAUCAUUGGCUUGGCCUCCGUGAAAAAGGAAAAGGGAUCGUGGCGCAAAAUCCUGGUCGUUCUUACGCUGUUUUUUGGCAUUUUUGAGUCGCUUUAUUAUUUGGCACCCCACGAGGUUGCCUCUUUAGACAUCUAUGCAGAUCUUUUUUCUGAUGCCGAAAAUGUUGGCCUCACCCAAAAGCUGACCAUCAUCCGUCACCUUUUCUUUGGAGUCUGUUUGCUUGUUGCGCUCAUGUUUGACAAUGGAAUCCACACGACAAAUAUUGAGCAAAUAGCCGACAUCACCAAGCAGCACGAGUCGAUUAAAGAUUUGAUCAAUUUAGAGCGUCUUCAAAAAACGGUGCUCGUCGCCAACAAGGAACUUCGCAAACACUACAUCAGCAACUUUGAUAAAAUCGAGAAUCUCACAAAAGCCUCCCCGGAAGAGUUCAACAGACCCACCAAUUUUGAUGUUCUUGAUUCAGUUCUGGCUGCAAAAGAAGACUGCCAAUAG